AUGGCGGAUCGAUUCCCCUCUUUGGAUGACUUUGAUUCUGCAGGCCAAAUCGAUGCGAAAGAGCCCGCUGCUGAGCCGUCAGCCGAUGAUUUCCUUGCCAGAGAGAAAGCUCUCUUGGGUGAAGACGCAAGCCAAUUUGCGACGAGUCAGGAUACCAUAGCGCUUGCGGGACCAACCGACGACCUCCUAGAAACGAACGUUGCCGGAGAUUCCACGUUUGAGACACAGUUUCCCGACCUUGCAAACCCAUCCGUGGGUACCGCGGGUUUGCAAGGAAGCAGCUCUGUCACCGGUCCGUCUGUGAGCUACAAUUCUGGAUUUCAGGCUCAGGCUCAGGCUCAGGCUCUUGGGGACGAAGAAGAACCGGAGGUCAUCAAGCAGUGGCGAGAGCAGCGCAAUGCUCAAAUUGCUAAAAGAGCAGAACAACUCGCCGCACAGCGCGAAGAGACUAUCAAGGAAGCCCAACAGAAUAUUGACGACUUUUACGACAACUACAACACGAAGAAGGAGAAGGGAAUUGCCCAGACGAGAAAAGAGGCCGAGACGUUCCUUGCCAGCCACGAGGACAUGGUAUCCAGUGGAACGAGUUGGGAUCGUAUUGCCAAACUCGUGGACCUGAGUGGAAAAGGCACAAAGGGUGGCGCUGCAGCCUCUGGGAAAGAACGUUUUCGAGAAAUGUUGGCAAGUUUGCGGAAGGAUGAGAAGGCCCCAGGAGCUACAGGAUAUUGA
This is a messenger RNA of Ustilaginoidea virens, 729 nucleotides long. RefSeq lists its product as uncharacterized. The transcript is spliced from 3 exons. The coding region runs from base 1 to 729 and encodes 242 amino acids. The record is from RefSeq and is a predicted model, not a curated record. Gene Ontology annotation, cellular component: clathrin coat of coated pit; plasma membrane; clathrin coat of trans-Golgi network vesicle. Gene Ontology annotation, biological process: clathrin coat assembly; intracellular protein transport; clathrin-dependent endocytosis. Gene Ontology annotation, molecular function: structural molecule activity; clathrin heavy chain binding. Lineage: Eukaryota; Fungi; Ascomycota; Sordariomycetes; Hypocreales; Clavicipitaceae.